Aspergillus aculeatus ATCC 16872 is the source of this 1807-nucleotide messenger RNA. RefSeq names its product putative protein N-terminal asparagine amidohydrolase. Gene Ontology annotation, biological process: protein catabolic process. Bases 316 to 1446 code for a protein of 376 amino acids. The transcript is spliced from 2 exons. Gene Ontology annotation, molecular function: protein-N-terminal glutamine amidohydrolase activity; protein-N-terminal asparagine amidohydrolase activity. The record is from RefSeq and is a predicted model, not a curated record. NCBI's taxonomy places the organism in Eukaryota, Fungi, Ascomycota, Eurotiomycetes, Eurotiales, Aspergillaceae.
CAAAUGUUCUGACAUUGCUUGAUGCAAGAAUCCCAAAAAUAGUUUCUAAACUCGAGUAGUCAUUUCAUCGUCAACAUCAUUGCGCCCGUCAAGCUACUCAUCUCGGUCCGUCUUGGAGCUGGUCUCCAACGCUGGGUCCGCUCCUUACCCGUUAUCUUCAACCACCAGCACCAGCACCACCACACUGCUACCAUCCUUCUUCAUCCUACCCGUGAAACUACAAACAUCUGCUCUCUAACAAGCACCACCACCACCACCAACAACACCACUAACGGUGCCCUUAGACAGUGUCUAACUUACAACCAUUCCGAGGGAAUGAGGAUAGCGACACUUCAAUUCGCCCCACAAUUAGGCGAUGUUAAGGGUAAUAUCAAGAGAGCCGAUGAAUUACUGAAGAAUGGGAAGGUGGUGCGAGGUGUCGGUACGGAGGCGGUUGAACUGGAUGUUUUGAAGCCAGACAUUUUGAUUCUGCCCGAGCUGGCCUUGACGGGAUACAACUUCCCCUCCCUGGAGGCCAUCAAGCCGUAUCUGGAACCGGCAGGAGAAGGUCCCUCGGCCGACUGGGCCCGGCAGACCGCCCAGCGCCUACAGUGCAAAGUCUGCGUGGGGUAUCCUGAGAUUUACACGGAGAUGGCGACCCGGGAAGGAGAGGACUCCAGUAGUCAGCACGAGACUUAUUAUAAUUCUCUCCUUGUGGUCGAUGAGAAUGGUCGGGACAUUCUCAACUACCGUAAAUCCUUUCUCUACUACACUGACGAAACCUGGGCAUCAGAAGGUAGCGUGGAGCGUGGCUUUGAGAAUCUGAUAUUCCGGAAAGGGGAUCAACACUCCCACGAGUCACACAUAGCCACCUCCUUCGGGAUCUGUAUGGACAUCAACCCGUACAAGUUUGAGGCCCCAUUCACGGCAUGGGAAUUUGCCAAUCGAGUCAUGGACUCGAAGUCUCAGUUGGUCAUUCUGUCCAUGGCUUGGCUAUCUUCCUUGGGUCGGGAGGAGCUGGACCUCCUCGCAGAUGAGCCUGAUCUAGAUACGUUCAAUUACUGGGUCCAGCGGUUCUUGCCACUCAUCACGAAAAGAAUGAGUCAUGAAGUUAAUUUGAACGAGGAUGGCUCUGAUCGAAGCAAGGAUAUCGUUAUCGUCUUCGCCAAUCGAGCGGGAGAGGAGCCAGGAGCAGCGGGGGCGAACCCGGUGAAUUAUGCCGGUACCAGUACCAUUAUCGCCAUCUCACAAAGACCCAAGACUCUUCCCGUGUCGGGAGCUACUCGUUCAGAUAAUAUGAGCAGUUCCAAAGCACAGACGGACGCGGGGGAUGACGGAGAAAGCCAAUUUGACGUCAAAGUUCUUUCUUGGGACAUGAUGGGCGCAACAACCGAAGGGAUAUGUUUUGCUGAUACUGCGGCAGACCCAAGCAUGGUUUUUGCUUUAGCAAAGCGAUCGUCGAGCUAAGGGUGCGACUGAGCAGGAGGUCGGCUUUCUCUAAUGUUGGUUGGCUGGGUUGCAGCAGGGCGCUGUUAAGUUACGACCCAUGCCGGGCGUUGCAGGCCAGUAUCUAGUUACCUACCGUCUGCAUCCCGUGGUUGGAGUGAUAUCAUCGUAAAAGCCGACUGUCAUUGUCAGUUGUACUCUUUGGUACUCUUUGGUUUUAAAAGACUAGAAAGCAUGGAUCCGUUCCCUUCGACAAACCUUUCUCCUUAUGCGGCCCAUUUCCUCCGACAGCGCGCCGUGCUCAUAUAAGGUGAAACUAUUUUUUGGCCCCCGUUUUCUGUUUAUUUUUUUUUGCCCCUUCAGAACACUCGAGGAGCCCACC